AGCUGCUUGAUUGCCUCCUCCACCAUUAUAAAUAGCAGCAUUGGUUAAUGUUGUAACACACCUUCUUUGCAUUAAUUCACGGAAACCAUGGUUUCAAUAAGUGUUUUAGCAAACUCCUAUCCAUCUUUUCCCAUGUUGUUUCUUCUAGCAAUAUUAUUGUUGCUUUCCUUUGUCCUAAAACACAAAUCUUCCAAGGUCCCGGCCAUUCCACCAGGGCCAAAAUCAUGGCCUAUUAUAGGAAAUGUACUUCAAAUGGGAAACAAGCCCCAUAUUUCCUUGACUAAAUUAGCACAGGUUUAUGGUCCACUCAUGUCCCUCCGACUAGGGACUCAACUUGUUGUGGUAGGGUCUUCUCGGGAAGCAGCCUCCGAAAUCCUCAAGACUCAUGACCGAGAACUCUCCGGCCGGUGUGUGCCUCACGCAUCCUUUGCUAAGGACCCUAAGCUGAAUGAGGACUCCAUAGCGUGGACGUUUGAGUGCACCGACCGAUGGAGGUUCUUUCGUUCCCUGAUGAGGAAUGAGCUAUUCUCUUCUAAAGUCGUUGAUGGACAGUCAAGAACAAGAGAAACCAAGGCCAGAGAAAUGAUAGAUUUCUUGAAAAAGAAGGAAGGAGAGGGAGUCAAAAUACGAGAUAUUGUGUUUGUUUAUACAUUUAAUGCAUUGGCGAACAUUUACUUAUCAAAAGACUUGGUAGAUUAUGAUCAAAUUGGAGAGUGUCAAAGAGUGUGUGGGCUUGUAAGGGAAAUGAUGGAGUUACAUACAACUCUAAACAUAUCGGAUUUGUAUCCUAUACUAGGUAGUUUGGAUCUUCAAGGUGUGAGUAGAAAGUGUAAUGAGUGCGAGAGUAGAAUUCAAGAAUUAUGGGGGAGUGUCAUCAAAGAACGCAGAGAAGGCCGCAACGAUACAGGAGAUGAUGAUGAUAAUUCCAGUAAACGUAAAGAUUUUCUUGAUGUUUUGGUUGAUGGGGAAUUUUCUGAUGAGCAAAUCAGUUUAUUCUUCGUGGAACUCUUAGCUGCAGUAUCGGAUAGUUCUAGCUCAACAAUCGAAUGGGCGAUGGCAGAACUGAUGAGGAAUCCACAAGCAAUGAAACAACUUCGCGAAGAACUUGCUGGAGAAACUCCUGAAGACUUGAUAACAGAAUCAAGCCUAGCAAAAUUCCCUUACUUGCAUUUAUGUGUCAAGGAAACUUUGAGAUUACACCCUCCAGCACCAUUACUAAUACCUCACCGAGCAACAGAAGAUUGUCAAGUUUUGGACUGCACCAUACCAAAGGACACCCAAGUUCUUGUGAAUGUAUGGGCAAUUGCAAGAGACCCUGCCAGUUGGGAAGACCCUUUGUGUUUUAAACCUGAAAGAUUCCUGAAUUCUGAUCUGGAUUACAAAGGAAACCAUUUUGAGUUUUUGCCUUUUGGAAGUGGAAGGAGGAUUUGUGCCGGGUUACCAAUGGCUGUUAAGAAAGUUCAGCUGGCUUUGGCCAAUUUAAUCCAUGGCUUUGACUGGUCUCUACCAAAUAACAUGCUUCCUGAUGAACUAGACAUGGCUGAGAAGUAUGGUAUCACACUGAUGAAGGAGCAACCUCUUAAGCUUAUACCGAAAUUGAGGAAAUGAUCAUAACUUCUUGUGGUUGAUGAUGGAGCAACCCUUUAAUUUCCCUGUGUUUUCUGUUAUCUUGCGUCAUUGUUUCCUGUACUGUGUUGUGAUCCAUGAAGCAUGUUAGGCUAUUUGGUGUGGUGUUGUGCUAUAUGUAUACAAUCUGUUUAAUA
Molecule: messenger RNA, 1763 nt
Organism: Populus trichocarpa (black cottonwood)
Lineage: Eukaryota; Viridiplantae; Streptophyta; Magnoliopsida; Malpighiales; Salicaceae
Product: probable (S)-N-methylcoclaurine 3'-hydroxylase isozyme 2
Exons: 2
Coding region: 88-1608 (506 amino acids)
Molecular function (GO): iron ion binding; heme binding; oxidoreductase activity, acting on paired donors, with incorporation or reduction of molecular oxygen
Source: RefSeq, a predicted model, not a curated record